Dissoconium aciculare CBS 342.82 is the source of this 271-nucleotide messenger RNA. RefSeq lists its product as uncharacterized. NCBI's taxonomy places the organism in Eukaryota, Fungi, Ascomycota, Dothideomycetes, Mycosphaerellales, Dissoconiaceae. The coding region runs from base 55 to 255 and encodes 66 amino acids. The transcript has a single exon. The record is from RefSeq and is a predicted model, not a curated record.
UGGCAGCGGGAGGACACGCCACGCCCGAUGCUCGUGGCAUACCAUGUUAAAGCCAUGCCCAUGUGCUGUGAUGUGAUGCCAAAUCAUGGAACCCGCUCCUCAAUGCGCCGUUCGAGAAGAAGCAACGAGAAUGUUGUGCCACGCCUCACGACCCUACAGUAUAGACUUCUUCCGGAAAGUGCUCACUUCUUCUAUCACAUGGUGGCGGUCUUGGUAUUGUGCGCAACGACUCGAUUGCUGGCAUCGGAACAAUGAACGGUGAGAGAAGGAU